AUGAGAAAGUGGCAGAAGAAUGGUUUUCGUACCGAUCGCCGCACUCCUGUUGCAAACUCUGACCUCCUGAAGUCGCUGAGCAAAAUGGUCAAUUUGAUCCAAGAUGACCUGAGUGUCUCGGUGUAUUUCUGGCAUGUCCCAAGAUGUUUCAACAAAGAGGCCGACAGGUUGGCCAAAGAAUCCCUGACAGCUGGCAACAUCAAGGAUUUUGAAGUGGAGUUCUGA
Molecule: messenger RNA, 225 nt
Organism: Cladophialophora immunda
Lineage: Eukaryota; Fungi; Ascomycota; Eurotiomycetes; Chaetothyriales; Herpotrichiellaceae
Exons: 1
Coding region: 1-225 (74 amino acids)
Molecular function (GO): nucleic acid binding; RNA-DNA hybrid ribonuclease activity
Source: RefSeq, a predicted model, not a curated record